Zingiber officinale is the source of this 1932-nucleotide messenger RNA. Its product is annotated as syntaxin-binding protein 5-like. Gene Ontology annotation, cellular component: plasma membrane; cytoplasm. Gene Ontology annotation, molecular function: syntaxin binding; myosin II binding; GTPase activator activity. The transcript has 12 exons. Gene Ontology annotation, biological process: regulation of exocytosis. The coding region runs from base 136 to 1917 and encodes 593 amino acids. Lineage: Eukaryota; Viridiplantae; Streptophyta; Magnoliopsida; Zingiberales; Zingiberaceae. The record is from RefSeq and is a predicted model, not a curated record.
AUUGCCGAUUCCUUUGACGGAGCGUGACCUUCCGGUCUCGGAGCCCUCGCUCGGUGGAUUCCUUCUUCAGCUCCUCCUCUACGCCAUCAAUUCCAACCGAAGCGCAUCCGCCGCUGUUAAGAUCACGAUUCGCAUAUGAUAGUUAAACGCCUAUUUGACAAGAUCAUGAAGCCGCAUACAGAAGAGCACGGAUGUAGGUUAAGUGGCCUCGACCUUCAAAUUGCAAGCCACUAUGGUAUUCCUUAUACUACUAGUAUCUUGGCUUUUGAUCGUGUACAAAGGCUAUUGGCAAUUGGUACCUUGGAUGGUAGGAUAAAAGUUAUUGGAGGAGAUAAUAUUGAGUGCCUUCUGAUAUCUCCAAAGAAGGUUCCUUACAAGUAUUUAGAGUUUCUACAUAAUCAAGGGUUUGUUGUUGGUGUUACAACUGAGAAUGAAAUUCAGGUUUGGAAUCUGGAGCUCAGACAACUUGUUCAUUCUUUUCAAUGGGAGGCUAAUGUAACUGCUUUUUCUGUAAUAUUUGGAACCUACUUGAUGUAUGUUGGAGAUGAGAACGGGCUGUUAUCUGUAAUAAAAUGUGAUGAAGAAGACGGAAAGCUUUUAAAGUUGCCAUAUCAACUCUCUUCUGCUGAUCUAUCUGUUGAUAUCUCAUUUGCUGGUACUCAGUCAAUUGUUGGAAUUCUUCCCCAGUCUGAUACGUCUUCCACUAGAAUGCUGGUUGCAUAUGAAAAGGGACUAUUAGUUCUUUGGGAUGUCAACAAAAGAGAAGCUGUUAGUUCUGGAGGUCACAGUGCUCUGAAAGUAAGGGUUGCUGAUGGCACUGAUUCUCUAACUGGAACUGGUGAUUACAUUGAAAGCAUGGUUGCCAAUCAUGAAGAAGAAAAUGAAAUUUGUUCUCUUUGCUGGGUAUCUGCUAAUAAUUCCAUUGCGGCUGUGGGUUACAUUAAUGGAGAUGUGUUGUUGUGGGACUUCACAUCUAAUUCCUUAACAAAAAGGCAACAAUCUGGGAAACAGUCCAGUAAUGUGGUUAAGCUGCAACUAGCAUCAGCAGAACGUAGACUUCCUGUCAUUGUCUUACACUGGUCAGCCAAUUCCAAAGGAAGUAAUGAAACAAGAGGGCAGCUUUUUAUCUAUGGCGGUGAUGAGAUUGGAUCUGAAGAAGUUUUGGCAGUUCUUACUCUUGAAUGGUCCUCUGGAGUAGAGACUUUAAAGUGCAUCUCACGUGUGAACCUGAAUCUUAAUGGAUCCUUUGCAGAUAUGAUUCUGAUCCCAAAUGACAGUAUAUCAGACAGUUCCACUGCUGCUCUUUUUGUAUUAACGAACCCUGGCCAGUUGAGUGUCUAUGAUGGUAAUAUCUUAUCUGAGUUAAACUCUGAUGGGGACCCAUCUGUUUUUGCUGAAAAUUUUCCAGUAGUGGUGCCUACCAUUGAUCCAAAUAUGACUGUGAAUAAACUUUGUUUGCUACCCAAAGGCAGCAACUCUUUAAAAGUUUUAUUCAAGAAAUUUCGUAUGGGAAGGUUACCUUCUCAUACCUUAUCUAUGGGCACAAAGUGGCCUCUUACUGGUGGGGUUCCUCCUGAAGUGUCCUAUGAAGAUUAUGAGGUUGAAAAUUUUUUUAUAGCUGGUUAUCAAGAUGGAUCUGUGAGAAUAUGGGAUGCUACAUAUCCUGUACUGGUUCUGAUGUUUGUGUUAGAAGGAAAGCUGCCAGCUAUGGAAGUGGAGGUGACAAUUCCUGCAGUAACAGCUCUUGCCUUUUGUCCUUUGAGUAUGACCUUGGCUAUCGGCGAUGAAUGUGGUUUGGUUAGGAUCUAUAAACUUCAAGAAAACACCAAUGGAUCAAGCUUUCACUUUGUGACCCAGACAAACCAGGAAGGUAAUAUCCUCCCACAGCCCAAUCAAAGCAAAUUAUUUGCAUGUUAACUGUGAGAUCCUGAG